Messenger RNA from Notechis scutatus (mainland tiger snake), 1469 nucleotides. Lineage: Eukaryota; Metazoa; Chordata; Lepidosauria; Squamata; Elapidae. The record is from RefSeq and is a predicted model, not a curated record.
CUGACCUGCGCUUGCCCUCUCCUUCCCCCGCAGGGCUUUGCAGUCCUAUCCCUGCUGUUCAACGUUGCCCUCAUCGCCAUCCUGUGUGCCAAAGGAGGCCAACGCGAAGACUUCCUUGGACAGGGCAACUUGACCCACCUCCACCUCCGCCCCUCGCUGGAGUCCUUGUGUCCCCAGAGAGCUUCUCUUCUCCACCUGGAGCUCUUCUUCAUUCUCUGCUUCAUGUGUGAAUUUGCCACCCGUCUCGUGUCCUGCCCAGACAAGAAGAGAUUCUUUCGAAAGGCCCUGAACGUGGUGGAUUUCCUGGCGCUUUUCCCAGUUUGCCUGGACCUCUUUUUCAGCCAGCAUGGACACCGGCUGGAAACUCUGCCAUGUUGGCUGAACUUGUUCCGCGUGGUGUAUGUCCUCAAACUUCUGAAGGUCUUCCAGCUGCUGGAGACCCCGCGGAUGCUGAGCGUCUUCCCCUACAUGCUCAGGUCCAUCUUGAAGGACAUUGCCAUCCUGUUGUGGGUUUUCCUCUUCGAAAUCCUUUUCUUUGGCUCCCUCAUGUUGUUUGCCGACUUGAUAGAGGAUCACCCCGACAAGGUGCUGCACGACAUCCUCUCGUCCUUCUGGCUGGCGGUGAUCACAUUGACCACCGUCGGCUAUGGUGACUUGUAUCCCUUCCAGCCAGCUGGCAAAGUGAUCGGGGCCUGCGCGGUGCUCUGUGGCCUGCUGACCAUCAUUGUCCCCAUUCCCAUCUUCUUCAUAAAAUUCAAGCAUCACUACACUUCCGCUGUAAUCAAGGAGAAGAGGAAGAGGAAGGAGGCGGCCACGGCGAUCCUCAGAAGUCUAACGCAGUGAUGGGGCUUUUAUUGGGGAAGGAAGCCCCUGCGGAACUCCCUGGCCCAUGAAGUGGGAUCUUCUCGCCUUUGCUGACUUUCACCUCUGCCAGGUCCCCCUGCUGCUCUGGCCUGUUUCGGGUGGGAGGCAAGGGGAAAGCCAUCCCACAGCCUGUAAAAGUUGAGCCUGAAAUGCAGACACAAACCAGGGGCCUUAGGACGAAUCCCUGGCAAAACCCUUUACUGUCACCCAGCCUGGGUUUCCUUCCCGUGUCCUUUAUUCCCUUUAUUCCCAUUUUGCAGGGCCAGAAGUCCCCUUGGGUAGCUCGGAGCCGCCCCAUGAUUCCAGAGAACCAAAACAAGCCCCUCCCUGCCAGGAAUUUCCAAAGCUCCCCUGCCCAUUCCUGGUCCAAUGACUGACAUAGCUAGUAAUGCCACCCUUUGGGCUGCCCAAAAUUGAUUUUUCCCCCUCCCAAAGCAAGCCCUGGCUCAGGGACAUGCCCGCUCCCUCUCUUGGCCCUCCUGAUGGGAGGGGGGCCGUGGGGAGAACCCCCACCAGCUGCCCUUCUCACUCCUCCUCCCACAGAAGGGCUCCUCUGGGUCAGGCUAGGAUGGGGUUGGCCUCCCCUCCAGAAUGUGCAUAGCUGG